CUUUUUCAGCGAGUGCUGCCCACAUAGGACUCAGAGAUUGGCCCUCUGAGAGUCAUCUUCGUCUCAGCCAUGCAUCAGCCAGCUACCGGCCAGGAAAAUUUAGAGAGCUUGGACAAAAGAUUCAAGAGGCAUGAAGAUAAUCUUGCAUUUCUUAAGAGUCGGAUAAAGCACUUAGAUGAAUCUAUACACGGUUUAAAAGGGAGUCUUGGAAGGUAUCAUUCAGAAAAUGUGGCUGAGACAGUAAGUGAUAGUUCUUUGCACACUGAGGUGGAAACAAAGAUAUUACAGCAAGAAAACUCUGCAGCUGGCAUACUUUGCUGGUUGAAAGCUAAUCGUUUAAGCCGGGCAUUGGAUUUGGCAUUAACCAAGGAUGUUCUGGGUGUUGUAGCUAGUCUUGCGAGAGUGGAUGACGAGAACCUUAGCAGACUUCUCUCAGAGUACUUGGGAUUGGAUGCCAUGCUUGCGAUAGUUUGCAAGACAUAUGGAGGAGUAAAGGCUUUGGAGAAUUAUGAUGGGGAAGGCUCAGUAAAUAGCAAAACUGGUCUACAUGGGCUUGGAUCAUCUAUCGGAAGGAGGAUAAAUGGCAGAUUCCUUGUCAUAUGUCUUGAAGAUAUAAGAUCAUAUGCUGGUGGGUUUGUAGAGGAUGACCAACAAAGGAAACUUGCUCUUCCAAAACCAAAAUUACCAAACGGGCAGUGCCCAUCUGGAUUUCUUGAUUAUGCAGUAAACAUGAUCAAUUUGGAAGGGAGAAAUUUAUCUUAUCUCACUGCCAGUGGAUAUGGUUUACGAGAGACAUUAUUCUAUGGACUCUUUUCUCGUCUGCAAAUAUACAGAACCCGAAGUGAGAUGCUACUUGCUCUCUCAUGCAUAACUGAUGGAGCACUAUCUUUAGAUGGUGGGAUGAUCAAGAAAUCUGGUGUAUUUGCCCUUGGUAGCAGGAAAGAUAUAGAGGUAAAGUUUCCUAUAGCCUCUGUGAGAUCUAAUGCACCUGCGAACUACAUCCAAACUGAAGAUAUGAUCAGGAUGCUAGAAUGGGAAAGAUCUAAAAUUGCUGAGGACAUGGAAAGAGAAGAACAAUUGUACAAUACAAUGUCCUCUGUUAUAAUUUUCCCGCAGAAAGUUGAGCCAAUGUGAUGCGCUUACACCUUUCAUGGCAUCUUGGCAAAGUAGAAUGAAGUCAUGAGAUUUGCCUCUAUUAUUGGCAUAGUUUUGUUUGUUGACUAGAGGGGAUAUUACUGGAACCUCUUGUAAGCUAAACUUAAAUUAGUUUAUUUGACUUUAGCUGGUCUCUCUCAAACUUGGAGAUUUGGAAUUAUUAACAUGAUUUCGUUUCAGAGGAAGUUUAUGUUUUUUGAUCAUCAUGUAUGUAAUUUUGUAACUUUGCUGUUGAAUAGAGCUCCGCAGAGUGCGUUUUGUUUUAAUUGUGAAGCUCUUUACUUUUUCUAGC
Juglans regia (Persian walnut) is the source of this 1447-nucleotide messenger RNA. Its product is annotated as protein DEFECTIVE IN MERISTEM SILENCING 3-like. The record is from RefSeq and is a predicted model, not a curated record. The transcript has 6 exons. NCBI's taxonomy places the organism in Eukaryota, Viridiplantae, Streptophyta, Magnoliopsida, Fagales, Juglandaceae. The coding region runs from base 70 to 1134 and encodes 354 amino acids.